This is a messenger RNA of Trachemys scripta elegans, 3584 nucleotides long. RefSeq names its product neural proliferation, differentiation and control 1 (gene NPDC1). The transcript has 9 exons. NCBI's taxonomy places the organism in Eukaryota, Metazoa, Chordata, Testudines, Emydidae. Bases 120 to 1046 code for a protein of 308 amino acids. Gene Ontology annotation, cellular component: membrane. The record is from RefSeq and is a predicted model, not a curated record.
UGUCCCGCCCCCGCCCGGCACACGGACUCCUCGCCGCUCCGGCUGCAGCUCCCGCGCCCUCCUCCCGCCGCCGCGCCCGCCCGGACCCCGCUGCGAUGAGUCCCCGGCGCUGCUGAAGGAUGGUGGCGGCCAGGAGAGCGCCUGUGCCCCGGCUCGGAGCCCUCCUCCUGCCCGGGAUCGUCCUCGGAGCCUGCCUGCUGCGGCCCGGCGCUGGCAAACCAGAGGAGUCCUGUCCACGGAGCUUGGACUGCACGCUGCAGAGAAGGGCGUUCUGCCCCCCUGGUUCCCAUGCCUGUGGUCCCUGCCUCCCGCAGUUUGUGGAAGAUGAACACGGAAGAUGCGUCCAGAGGAAGUGGUCCUCCACUGGGAGAACUUCUGUUCCCAACCUAGAGGAAGAAAUCGACUUCUUAGCUGACGUGCUGGCCAGACAGGAUGCCGCUCGCCUCCAUCUGCUCCAGGAUGCCACCCAGGCCCCGUCAGGGAAGCAUCCUGAAGCCGCUGGGGCGAGAGGGGAGUCCCCCAAGAGGAACAGAGCGAGCCACAGGGCUGUGACAUCUCAUCCCACCACUGCCACCAAGACAGUGAAGAGUUCUCCAGUGGAGGUGUUCCAUGUCACUUCAAAUGACCUCCUGAUACUCGGGAUGAUCGUGGUGUUCUCGGUCGCCGGCAUCGUUGCUUUAAUCGUGGCUGCGAUCUGCUGGUGCAGGCUGCAGAAGGAAAUCAGACUAGCUCAGAAAACCGACUACCCAUCUCAGAAGCUACCCGGCCCCCUGCCAUACGACAAAGUCUCGCCUGGGGAUCAGACGCUGGCUCAGAGCGCCCAGAUGUAUCACUACCAACACCAGAAACAGCAGAUGCUCUCCAUGGAAAAGCAUAAAGAGGAGCCCAAACUGCCUGACUCGGCAUCCUCCGACGAGGAGAACGAAGACGGUGAUUUCACGGUGUACGAGUGCCCAGGGCUGGCUCCUACUGGAGAAAUGGAAGUGAAGAACCCCCUCUUUGACGACUCGACCUUACCCCCUCCGGGCCCCAAGUCACACCAGUAACCUCUCUCCCGCCCGAGCUCGCUACGGACCGGUAUGCAGAAUGCCAAAAACCGCCAGCACCUCGGCUCCUCCCGAGGGACUCCGGACGAGGCUGCCACUCAGUGCGCGGAUUCCCAGAAUCCACCGCCAGACUGUUAGACCCCGCUCAGUACACACCUGCCGACAGCUUUGGGGGGUCGCUCCUGGUUCCAGCUUCUCCUUGUUCUUUCUGUUGUGAUCUCGCUUGUUCCCUGCCCUGUGUUCCCUGUAUUCUUUCAGCUGCUGGGAGCUCUGGUUCCUCUGGAGAUGGGAGGGGGCAGCUGGUUGGCUGAGUGCUAGCGCAAGGGCUGGCAGUUUUGGGUUUGUUUUGUUUGUUACUUUGGGGGUCGGGGGAUACUAGUGGUACAGCGGGUGCAAAGGGGUCCUGGGAAGGGACCUCUAGAGGGGAUCAAGGAGUGAACAGCAAAGCAAGGGCCUUGCCUUCACUCCCCGGCACUCUGGCAAACAUCCCACCUGACCCUUGCAAACACCAGUGCUGCUAGCGGGAGCAGAAGUGACGCACAGUGGCCCACGCUGGCAGCCCACUGGAGCCCAGGGUGCACUAGUGCUUGCAGCCGAACUGGUGGGAAACUUUCCAAGAAAAGUCUAGUGUAGACCUGGCGAAAAGAGCCACGGUCCUUCCUCGUGGCUGGAUCCUACUGCGCCCCUCCACCAGAAAUCCUCUCCAGCCAAGAGACUAGAGAGCCCUUGGUGCCCAGGUUACAUGUCGUCCUGCCAAAAGUAGGAGCAAAAGGAGCCGUGGGUGGGAACUUAGUGGAAUGGGAACCAGCUCUCCCCGUAGCACAUUGUCCUCGAGCUGUGGAGUCAGCCCAGUCCAUGGCUUGGCCCAUCCCAGUGAGCAAACGGGGGGAUACCCCACCCCAAAUCACGCUUGAUAUCUGGCUUCCCAUUUGGGUGACUUUAGACUCGGUGCCUUUGUCUCGCUGUCCCUGGGAGUUGGGGUCUGGUACAGCAAGUUUGCCCUAUCACCGAAUUCUGCUGUGAUGCAGGUUUUAUAAUUCCAUGUUUGUAGCAUUUUUCCAACGAGUAACUUGGCCAGGGCGCACACACCUUUCUGGCCAUCUUCUCUCUUUCGUUGUAUAAAACAGUUUGUCCAAUAAACCAGCUAUGCAGGUUUCUGAUGGUGGAUUUCUCAGCCUGCCAGACUCUUUGAUUUGCUCAUUAAAAUAAGCCUCUGGCCUCUCUGGUUGAUGUCAUCAGUUGCUGUGGAACAGAAAGCUAUGGCGUGUGUGCACUCCCCAACUGCUGCCAGACACCAGUGCUGUGGGUUAGUGGCUGGAAAUGCUCUCUGAUGGGCCAGUGCUCUCCUCCGGCCUACCUGCCCUGGGAGCAAAAAGAAAAACAAACAUCUUUGCAUGGUCCCUAGGGAAAGAGUGAAUUCCAUAGUGCCAAACCCCAGCAGCGAGAAGCCCCGCACUGCCCUUUCUAAUGCCACCACAGUGGGACGAGACGGCCUCGUCUCUCUAAUGGGAAAAGUAGUGAAAGUUCACGUGUUCAGAAAUGUCAAAGGUGUAACUUUUAAACUGUUCCCAGCCCCCGUGCAGUCUGCAGGAGGCAUAUUGCUUCUUUCUGGAGCUUUUCCUUCCCACCGUGAGCCCUUUUGCUGAACAAGCACUGGCCAGUGCACCUGUGCAAACCAGGAGCCCAAGGAUUACACCCCGUUUGCCCCAAAAGGGGCACGUUUCCACUUCCCUUCAAGUCUUAAUGCCAAGGCCUGGGCUGGGCUAUGGAGCAGAGUAUGCUGGGAUACCUCCAUGCUAGCCUUGGGCCCCACUGUAACACUGCCCGGGCCACGGCUCCUCUCUUGACUCACCCGAGUCGCUGCUGCUUGUGAGUGUGACUAACAGGCCGAUCACCGUGCAUGAGAAGCGGGGCCCUUUAAAGCUCCGCCCAUUUUGGAGGGUGCAGGAGGGGUGCAAUGCAUUCCCACCCCCUGUGGCUAACCCCUCCCCUCACGGCUUUCUUGUGUGGCUCUAGAGGCCCCCACGGACACCCCAGGCUGAACACACCCAGUGCAUACAGGAUCUGGCCCAAUGUUGAAUCUCAGGUUGUUUCACUCACGCGGCUCCACAUCCCAAUCCCACGCGUGGAACGUUGAGUUCACUGUGCAGCUCCCUGCCUUCGCCCCUCCCGUCGGUCCCUGAGUGAACUGGACGGAGAGGGGCCGGAACCUCUGCAUGUGUAUGAGGCCCAGGCACACAGCCCCGCAGGGUCGUCACUAGUGAAUCGGCCUGCACCAGGGUGCCCCUGGAAAUACACUGUGCAUGGCAGAGCCCCCAGUGGCACUGUGUGUGUGAACAGCUGCGUGACGAUGGCACGGCCGUGCGUAGACUAAAGCCUCGAUCACACGAUUUUAUGGCUACGUUGUCACUUUACGAUCCCUUAUCCUUUACCGUACGUCGUGUGUUCAUGUCGAUUCCUGACCCGAAACCGUAAUUGUUGUAUGGAUUGUAUUAUUUUAAAAAGAAAGUUUUAUUAAAUGACCAUAUUUCAAACCAA